Molecule: messenger RNA, 960 nt
Organism: Ananas comosus (pineapple)
Lineage: Eukaryota; Viridiplantae; Streptophyta; Magnoliopsida; Poales; Bromeliaceae
Product: replication protein-like
Exons: 1
Coding region: 1-960 (319 amino acids)
Biological process (GO): DNA replication initiation
Molecular function (GO): DNA-directed DNA polymerase activity
Source: RefSeq, a predicted model, not a curated record
AUGAGCAAAUUAGUAGUGAAAGACAAUGCCCUAAUGAACGCUAGUUACAACUUGGAUCUCGUUGAACAGCGUUUAAUUCUAUUGGCAAUCAUCGAAGCAAGAGAAUCAGGCAAAGGAAUUAAUGCAAAUGACCCGCUUACGGUUCAUGCAGAGAGUUAUAUCAAUCAAUUUGGUGUUCAUCGAGUAACUGCAUAUCAAGCUCUCAAAGAUGCUUGUGAUAACUUGUUUGCACGUCAAUUCAGCUACCAAUCCAAAAGUGAAAAAGGGAACAUACAAAAUCAUCGUUCACGUUGGGUUAGUGAAAUUAUUUACAUUGAUACAGAAGCAACAGUAAAAAUAAUAUUUGCACCUGCUAUUGUCCCACUGAUUACAAGGCUAGAAGAACAGUUCACCAAGUAUGAUAUUGAGCAAAUUAGUGAUUUAUCGAGUGCUUAUGCAAUUCGCUUAUACGAGUUAUUGAUUUGCUGGCGUAGCACAGGGAAAACACCAAUUAUUGAGCUAGGCGAAUUUAGAAAUCGGGUUGGUGUGUUAGAUAGUGAAUAUCAUCGAAUUGCACACUUGAAAGAACGAGUUAUUGAACAUUCAAUUAAACAGAUUAACGAGCAUACCGACAUCACAGCCACCUACGAACAGCACAAAAAAGGGCGGACAAUCACAGGAUUUUCAUUCAAGUUUAAGCAGAAGAAGCCCAAACAAGCCGAAAUUGCUACAGAAACGCCAAAAACAGCCACGAAUGACCCAGACACGACAAAACCCCUUACAGAGCCUCAGAUCGCAAAAUACAGCAUGAUUCUGUGCAAACUAGGCAGUAUUUCAGACUUGAGUAACUUCCCAGACUAUCCAGCUUUUGCAAAUUGGAUUGGGAACAUUUUGAGGAACCCUGAAAAAGCAGAUGAACAAAUAGCAAAACGGAUUUUCACAGCAUUGAAAACAGAAACCGACUACAGCAAGAAAAACUAA